Messenger RNA from Neolamprologus brichardi, 976 nucleotides. The record is from RefSeq and is a predicted model, not a curated record. Lineage: Eukaryota; Metazoa; Chordata; Actinopteri; Cichliformes; Cichlidae.
ACGGAAGCAGUACACCGACGCUCAUAGACAGCCUGACUGUCUGACCGACGCUGAAUGAGAACGCACUGAUUUCGACUUCAAAAUGAUGAAAUUUCUGCCGAAACUUCUGCUACUGGUGUUGUUAGCCUUUCCGGCGACUCUCCUUAUCAAAGGACCAGUGGCAAAUGCCCAGGAUUUGACUGAGGAUGAGGAGGCUGAGGCUGUGGAUGAAGACGUGGUGGACGACGUGAACGAAGAGGAUGAUGAGGCAGAAGUGGAAGAUGAUGAUAACACAGAACUGACGGAAGAAAAAGAAGAUGAAGAGGAGGAAGCGUUGGUUGGAGAGGUGAAGGCUUCCCCCAACGCUGACACAACCAUCCUGUUUGUCAAAGGAGAAGACUUCCCAGCCAAUGACAUCGUUAAGUUCCUUCUUGGCUUCACUAACAAAGGGUCGGAGAACUUCAUCGUAGAGUCUCUGGAUGCUUCUUUCCGUUACCCACAGGAUUACCAGUUCUACAUCCAGAACUUCACCGCUCUCCAGCUCGGCACCGUGGUUCCUCCCAGCAGACAGGCCACCUUUGAGUACUCCUUCAUCCCUGCAGAGCCAAUGGGUGGGCGGCCAUUCGGACUCGUCAUCAACCUCAACUACAAGGACAGCAGUGGAAACGUUUUCCAGGAUGCUGUGUUUAACCAGACUGUCACCAUCACUGAGAGAGAGGAUGGGCUUGAUGGAGAGACGAUCUUCAUGUAUGUCUUCCUGUCAGGUCUUGGGCUGCUCGUGGUUGUAGGCCUUCACCAGCUGCUGGAGUCCAGAAAGAGGAGGCGUCCAGCUCCAAAGGUAGAAACGGGAACUUCGAGCCACAACGACGUCGACCUGAGCUGGAUCCCCCCAGAAACACUGAACCAGAUCAUGCAGAGUCGCAGAGGUGAGGUCUGCUGCAUGUCGUGUGUUUGUGUGUCUGUAACAAAACUUUGGUCCUGAUGUUGGAGUGUUUUG